AUGGAUGAAGAAAGACUGAAAAGACUUAGAGCAGUGAGUAUUCAGAGCUAUUGCGAGAGACAUCACUGGGAUAGAAGACUAACAGCCACUGGAAAUUUAAAAGCCGAGUACGAAAGGAAUCUUCUCACCAUUCCGAGCGUUUUUCACGACCCGUUUGUAAGGCCUUCUAUUUGUUGGCUCCUUACGAGCGUUUGUUUCCUGAUUUCUAUCUGUGCUUUGUUUUCCAGCCUGCAACUUUGGUCUCCAAACGAGACAAGAAAGAUCGUCAUUUCUUUUGAAAGAGAUGAUGACUCGACAAAGAAGAACAUCUGGCUGUAUCCUUAUCUUAUCGCUCUGCCAAUAGUCUCGCUUGGAGUCUUUCUUUUCAGCAUCAUAAUCUUCAUCCGGGCGCUGAAGAUGAGAUCCUUUAUUCAAGGCAAAAUCCAGUACUACAAUGCAAUGAUCAAAGUUGGCGAAGAAUAUCGUCCGUUUGGAGAAGAGAUGAAUCUCAAAAUUUAA
Messenger RNA from Oikopleura dioica, 498 nucleotides. NCBI's taxonomy places the organism in Eukaryota, Metazoa, Chordata, Appendicularia, Copelata, Oikopleuridae. The record is from the annotation of a GenBank genome assembly.